This is a messenger RNA of Solanum pennellii, 799 nucleotides long. RefSeq names its product zinc finger CCCH domain-containing protein 44-like. The record is from RefSeq and is a predicted model, not a curated record. The transcript has 5 exons. The coding region runs from base 374 to 799 and encodes 141 amino acids. NCBI's taxonomy places the organism in Eukaryota, Viridiplantae, Streptophyta, Magnoliopsida, Solanales, Solanaceae.
AAUUGAUAUCAUAAGAUAAACCAAAUCUAAUAGAGUACUAUCUUCUCCGACGAUUACAAUUGCCCAGCAAGUAUUGUUUUUACAGUAGAAGAAUUAUACAGUGUUUGAGAUCAAGGAAAAAUAUGGUCAGUAGGGUUUUGGGUUCCGAAUUUAUGGUGUGUUCUCCAAGAUUUGAGGGAUGGCAAUGUCGAAUAUGUAUAUUGGGAAUGUCAUUUUAUGUGAAGAGCUUGGUAAUUUGAAGAAUGAUUUUGGUGGAUGUUCGAAAACAGAGUUAGUUGUGUUCGUCUUGUGGUGAGUUUUUGCGAAAAUAUGAAGGAGAUGAUACCCAUGAAGCAGGCAUCUGGUAAUUUAUCAAGAAACCCUUUUGCUAUAAAUGGCGAAGAACAGCGGCAGGAGGAUUUUCAAAAAAGAAAAAGUUGCAGAAGAUUGGUGUUUUCAGUGCAAGGAUGGAGGAGAGCUCAUGAUUUGUGAUCAUGGGGGAUGUUUGAAAGCUUAUCACCCUGAAUGUGUGGGGGUAGAGGACUCAGUUUUGACAAGUGAUAAACCUUGGAUAUGUGGACGACAUGCAUGCUUAAUUUGCAAAGGAAAAUCAUAUUAUCAGUGUUAUUGUUGUGAUAGAGCUUCAUGCUGGAGCUGCAUUGGUGAGAUUGACUUUGUCCAUCUUAAAGGGAGGAAUGGAUUGUGCAAUAAUUGCCUAAAGCUCGCAUUGCUUGUGGAAGAAAACAGGAAUAUUGAUUCUGAUGGGACUUCAGAGAUCGGGAAACAUACGAGUGCCUUUUCAGGGAGUAUUACGAGUUAG